Daucus carota subsp. sativus is the source of this 912-nucleotide messenger RNA. Its product is annotated as protein NRT1/ PTR FAMILY 5.2. The transcript is spliced from 3 exons. Gene Ontology annotation, molecular function: transmembrane transporter activity. The record is from RefSeq and is a predicted model, not a curated record. Gene Ontology annotation, cellular component: membrane. Gene Ontology annotation, biological process: transmembrane transport. The coding region runs from base 1 to 912 and encodes 303 amino acids. NCBI's taxonomy places the organism in Eukaryota, Viridiplantae, Streptophyta, Magnoliopsida, Apiales, Apiaceae.
AUGACAAUGACAAUGGAAAGAGUAGUCGAAGAGAAUGGCAAGAUGAGAGGGGUUGAGUACACUAAAGAUGGAACAGUUGACCUUAAGGGUAAUCCUGUUUUAAGAUCAAACACAGGGAGAUGGAGAGCAACCUCCUUCAUUGUAGGGUAUGAAGCAUUUGAGAGGAUGGCGUUUUAUGGAAUAUCAACAAAUCUAGUGUUGUAUCUCACAAGAAAACUACAUGAAGGAACUGUGAAAUCUUCAAAAAAUUUCACCAACUGGGUUGGCACUGUCUGGCUGACACCCAUUUUAGGUGCCUACUUUGCGGAUGCUCAUCUUGGCCGUUACUGGACUUUCAUCAUUUCAGCCUUCAUCUAUCUUGGGGGCAUGUCCUCGCUGACACUAGUAGUUUCAUUAAAAUCUCUCCGGCCACCAUCAUGCGGUGACAGUAUAAAAGACAUGGACUGUGACAAGCAAGCUUCACCUUUUCAAGUGGGUAUCUUCUAUUGUGCAUUGUACAUAAUUGCACUCGGAACUGGAGGGACAAAGCCCAACAUCUCAACAAUGGGUGCAGAUCAGUUUGAUGAAUUUGAGCCAACAGAAAAAACCCAGAAGAUAUCAUUCUUUAAGUGGUGGGUCUUCAGUAUCUUCUUCGGCACACUUUUUGCCAGCACUUUCCUAGUCUACAUACAAGAUCAUGCCGGCUGGGGACUUGGAUAUGGUCUUCCAACAAUCGGACUCUUUUUAUCAAUAUUGGUGUUUCUAGCAGGCUCGCGUUAUUAUAGGCACCAACCUGCAUCUGGAAGCCCAUUGACCAAGAUGGCUAGAGUUCUUAUAGCCACUAUUAGAAAAUGGAAUGUGGUUGUCCCGGAUGAUUCAAAAGAACUACAUGAGUUGAAUUUGGAUGUCUUGUUGAACAUUUGGGAGGACUAA